UGUACGUCUACUUUGUUUCCGAUUUAGUUUUGCAUCGUAAUUUCUCUUACACAUUUCUCUUUUUUGUAAAAAGUGUAUUUGCAUGCAAUCAUUGACUAUACAAAGCUACUUUGAUAAUUUUAAUAAGUUUUUCUUAAUUCCCGAUUUUUCUGUGCAACAGAAAAAUAAAAUGUCCGAGAAACAGUGUGAGAAGGUAAAUACAAAAUCCAAUAAAACUUCUAUCAAAACUAAAAAUGACGCAAAUAUACUAUCAAAUGAACAUUUGCAAAAUGAAACAUUAUUAAAAGAUUUUAAGAAAAAAAACAUUAAAAACAAAAAGCAAUUAGAUUUUUUAGAAACUAAAUCUAAAAAUAGAAAAAAGUUUCUUAUAGAGAAAAAGUUAAGAAAAAUUGAUCCAGAGAGGAAGAAGGUGAAUUCAACGUUAACAAAGAAACAUUGUCAAAAAAAGAAAAAAAUCAAACAUGCUAGUAACCAAUCAUUAGAUACAUUAACGUCAACUAAUAAUGCAGAUGAAAUUCCAAAAUUAAAUAUUCGACAAAUGGAGAUCGAAUCACUUAAUAAUUUGAUUACAAAUGUAAAUCAAGAACAGCAAAAUAAGAAUAUCAACUGUUUACCUACUUUUGAUGAUUGCAAUUUGCCCUCAACACAUCAACAAGUAACAGUAGAGCAGGGUCAUAAUGUUGAAGAUGUAAAAAACAACAAAAAAUAUAAAACGAAAAAUAAGAUUAUCGAUUCUGAAUCACUUGAAAUUGAUAAGAUUAUUGAGAACUUGUCAUCAUACAAAAUACCUGUAGAAUCAAAUUGUCGACAUAUUUUCGCUUCAUCUGAUGCACAAUUGCGUAGUGGCGAUGAAAUGGAAUCAAUUGUUUUUGUAUGUGUAUUGUGUGGAGAAUCUAAAGACUACUAUCGAUAAAUUAUUAUUAUAAGAAUUGCUAGACUGAUUUAUAUUUAAUUAUUCGCAAAUAACUUUUGGGAUAAAAUGGGUCACAAAUUGUAUCUAGAAAAAAUAAAUUAUUAAGGCGGCAAAAAUAUUUUCGUCACAUAGCAGUAAAGAUGUACAACUGGUUUGAAGUAGUUCAAUGACUCAUACAGUUUACAUGCGGGAUAAUGUACUCGAACAAAAUAAAUACAUAAUAUAAAUUAACCAAAUGUAUAUUAUUGCAAAACAGCUUAGUAAGCAAAAAAGAGUCACUGCCCUAACAAUUAAAAAGGUGGAUAGAAAUGAAAAAAAAGUCUUUCCAUUUCAAUCCUGUUUCUGAAUCCAGAAUUUUCAAGAGUUUCUUUAAGAUUCUAUUAAAUAGGUUUAAUAGAAAGUUUAUUAAAACU
Leptopilina boulardi is the source of this 1326-nucleotide messenger RNA. RefSeq lists its product as uncharacterized. NCBI's taxonomy places the organism in Eukaryota, Metazoa, Arthropoda, Insecta, Hymenoptera, Figitidae. The record is from RefSeq and is a predicted model, not a curated record. The transcript has 2 exons. Bases 83 to 913 code for a protein of 276 amino acids.